This is a messenger RNA of Carassius auratus (goldfish), 1813 nucleotides long. RefSeq names its product ring finger protein 135 (gene rnf135). Gene Ontology annotation, molecular function: protein binding. The record is from RefSeq and is a predicted model, not a curated record. Lineage: Eukaryota; Metazoa; Chordata; Actinopteri; Cypriniformes; Cyprinidae. The transcript is spliced from 5 exons. Bases 126 to 1322 code for a protein of 398 amino acids.
AAGAGGUCCGACUCGUGAGGAAACACAGCUGUGUGACUUUGGUUCCGACUACGAAUGGACGCUUUGCUCAAGAAAAUAAAGUGGUCUGUGGGACUUUCAGUUUCGAUUCCGAAGAAAACCGUCUCAUGAUGUCGCUAUAUGAAGAUAUUGUGAAGUUCGUCUCGAUUAACCUUAAAUGCCCUAUAUGUAUGGAGAUUUUCACAAAGCCGGUUACACUAGUAUGUGGGCAUAACUAUUGUCAGAAGUGCAUUAAUGCAUGUUGGGCAAAGAGCAGCGCAAGAAGGGAUUGCCCACAUUGCCGUGCAGAUGUGAGCAGUAGUAAACUAGAGAUGAAUUUCACUCUGUGUGACAUACUGGAAUUACAGGACCUUGGUGGUCGCGAGAAAUGGGAGCAAAUUCUGGCAGAAGCAGAUCAAACGCCACACGCUACGAGAACUGUUACAAGAGUGGAUAGUUUAACGAAACGUCUGGAUUGGUUAAAAGCUGAGAUCAAAAAGACGGAAGCAACACUUUCAGCUGAACUAAAAUCAAAUCAGCCUUGUGAGGAUGGCAUUUAUAAUUCCUCAAUUGUUCCGAUGGAUGUUUCCAGUUCGUCUUUAGACAGUGAUGCUUCAAGUUGCUAUGCUGGCAUAAGUUUGAGUCAGACAUCAUGGGAUUUACCUUCUCAGUCUGAAGAGGAGAGUUCACAGGAGUUUGUAGAAGAGGGUCCAGAGAAUUCAGAAUCUCUGUUUGAGGAUGCUCACCUCACUCCCAGUGCUGGAGCACAGCAGCGCAACAGAGACAGUGCUGAGGCUGGUCUUCAUGCAGAGUUCGUUGACCUUACUUUUUCUCCCCAGCUGGGAAACAGGCGGCUGGUUUUUCACACGGAGAGCCGCAGAGUAGAAACACACCCGGGGCACCAAGCAAGAACCUCACACGGGCGUUUUGAUGCCUGUCAGUGGAUGGCGGAGCAGGAAUUCAGAGGAGAGUGGGUUUACUGGGACGUGGAUACCACAUUCAGCACUGGAUGGGCUGUUGGUGUGGCAUAUCCCAGUCUGAAGCGUAAUGAGAGGUUGGGAAGAACACCCUCAUCUUGGUGUUUGGAGUGGAGCAGUGGGCAACUGAAUGCUUGGCACAAUAAUUUAAAAACCUCUGUUAAGCAUAGUAUCCAUAAUGGGAUCAGAGUCAUUCUGGACAUGCCAAAAAAACAGUUGUCCUUUCAGAGUCUGUGCAAUAGCCAGCUUGAAUUACACAGUUUCCAGGUGGAUUCUUCUGGCCCUUUCAUACCUGUCUUCUGGCUUUAUGGACUGUCACAUAAUGCCUUAACCUUUCCUAGACAUUGAGUUCAGGAUAACAUAGAUCUGUAGCAUUUACACUUUAUACUUUUUACACUCUAUUUUGUUUACAUAAUAUGCAUUCUAUUACUAGUACUAUAUAAAUCUAUACUAUAUGAAUCUUGAAUUUUCUGUUUUUUUUUUUUUUUUUUUAUAACAUACAUGUCUAAUUUGGCUUUCUGGCUUUUAACCAUUUAGCCACACAUCCAUAUUAUUAUAGGACUGAAGAAUGUCCCUUUUAUACUAUCCUGGUUAAUUCUACAAUUUUAGAUUGCAAUACUGCUAAUAUUUUUGGCUCCUUUAUGAUGCUUUCUUCUUCUUCAUUGUAUUUUGGGCACUUUAGAUAAAAGUUAAAAUUUACAUGUAUAAAUGACUGCUGUAACAUACUGUAAUCUUAAUAAGUCCAAAUGGGUGCCCUAAGCAGGAUUGUAUUGUUGUGCCCCCUUCCUCAAAUUUGAUGAUGGAAAAAAAAAACAACUAUAGGGGUGAAAAUAGAACUU